ACAUUUUGUAACUAGAUCGGCUACUAGCAUUGGAAGGGCCCACGUUUCAUCCCUUCCUCUAGAAAGCCUACCGGCAGUUUUUGAAUCUGCCCUGCCCCCACUCCAGCAGAGAAGGACAGGGAGAGCAUUGGCGGUAGCCCUGUCUGGAAAGGGCGGCCCUUUGCCUUGAACAGGAAGCCACAACCACCUAGAAAAUGGAGCUUUCUUCUCUAGAAACUACAAUUCCCAGCGGCCUCCACGCAGAGCAUGCGCGGGAAUGUGCCAGGCGGGCCGGCCGAACCAGCUUGCCUUUCGAUUCCCGACAUGCUUCAUGGUGUGUUCCGGUUUCCUUGAUUUCCUACCCCCGCCAAACUUCCUGUUUCCAGCUUUCCAGCGGCGGACUACAACUCCCAGCAUGCUGAGAGAGCUGACAAGGAAGGUUUCUGAGCGUUUUGCUGGCAAAAGGAUUUCUUAGAACCUCCAGGCAUGCGUCUUUCUGCCCUGCUGGCCUUGGCAUCCAGGGUCACUCUGCCCCCCCAUUACCGCUAUGGGAUGAGCCCCCCAGGCUCCGUUGCAGACAAGAGGAAGAACCCCCCAUGGAUCAGGCGGCGCCCAGUGGUUGUGGAACCCAUCUCUGAUGAAGACUGGUAUCUGUUCUGUGGGGACACGGUGGAGAUCCUAGAAGGCAAGGAUGCCGGGAAGCAGGGCAAAGUGGUUCAAGUUAUCCGGCAGCGAAACUGGGUGGUCGUGGGAGGGCUGAACACACAUUACCGCUACAUUGGCAAGACCAUGGAUUACCGGGGAACCAUGAUCCCUAGUGAAGCCCCCUUGCUCCACCGCCAGGUCAAACUUGUGGAUCCUAUGGACAGGAAACCCACUGAGAUCGAGUGGAGAUUUACUGAAGCAGGAGAGCGGGUACGAGUCUCCACACGAUCAGGGAGAAUUAUCCCUAAACCCGAAUUUCCCAGAGCUGAUGGCAUCGUCCCUGAAACGUGGAUUGAUGGCCCCAAAGACACAUCAGUGGAAGAUGCUUUAGAAAGAACCUACGUGCCCUGUCUAAAGACACUGCAGGAGGAGGUGAUGGAGGCCAUGGGGAUCAAGGAGACCCGGAAAUACAAGAAGGUCUAUUGGUAUUGAGCCUGGGGCAGAGCAGCUCCUCCCCAACUUCUGUCCCAGCCUUGAAGGCUGAGGCACCUCUUUUUCAGAUGCCAAUAAAGAGCACUUUAUGAGUC
Messenger RNA from Gorilla gorilla gorilla (western lowland gorilla), 1211 nucleotides. It is a transcript of the gene MRPL24, whose product is annotated as mitochondrial ribosomal protein L24. Bases 466 to 1116 code for a protein of 216 amino acids. Lineage: Eukaryota; Metazoa; Chordata; Mammalia; Primates; Hominidae. Gene Ontology annotation, cellular component: ribosome. The record is from RefSeq and is a predicted model, not a curated record. The transcript has 6 exons. Gene Ontology annotation, biological process: translation. Gene Ontology annotation, molecular function: structural constituent of ribosome; RNA binding.